AAUUCAGCCUUAUCGUGUCACAGCUUCUCUCUGUGCAGGGGUUGAACUGAAUGAAGCUGUUAGAUAUAAACGGUCUGAGUUGCCAGUUACGAGACACUCAUUUCAGGGCUUGUCAGAUAGUGAGUUAGCCAGGUAGCUGGCUAGGCUAAUUUCCGAAGCUGACAGAGGAGCCUGUCAUUAAGCCCUUGGGGUUUUGUGUAAACACAGGAAGCUCUGCAAAGUCCGCAGAUCACAGCUGUUCAUGAUGACAUUGAAGACAGUCAAGUAAUCGUAUAAGGGAUCAUCACACAUCAAGCCCCCAGCUCCUGAAACAAACAACAUCCGCUCUACCGUCCAACCCAGAUAAUGCCCGCUGCCAGCUGAAAGGUCGUGAGAGGUCACCAAACCCUCUGACCUCUCCGUUCUACCCAGCUUUCAUUACGGGCACGCUCCCCUACAUGCUAUGCCCUUGCUCCAAUCAUGAGCUCUACGUUGUGGAGCCAGGAGAAACCCAGCGGGGGUUACCGUGACGACUGGCGGUUCUACAUCGUGGUGAAAGAAUGCGUGGUGGAGAAGCCCCCUCAGAAGAGCCAGCGGAUCCCUCGCGGGAGCCUGGGUCAGGCGUGCCAGGAGCGGAACAGCCUGGGCCGCACCUUACCGCCCAGCAAGGGCAAACGAAGCCUGCGUAUCCUGGACCAGACCAACGUGGUGGUGAGCCUGGACGAGAGAGAUGUUCGGGAGCUGGACGAGAAGCUGGCGGAGCUGCUUUUUCCCAUCACUAACUGCGAGGAACGCUACGCCCUUCUGUGCAACACGCCCAGACUCGAACGAGCCCGGAACAUUGACUGCGGCUCCAAGGUGCGCGUGCAGCUGCGGUCGGGGGACGACCCCCUGCCCGGAGUGGUGCGCUUUAAAGGGGCGCUGCUGCCCGACCGUGCCCUCUCUGGGAUAUGGUUUGGAGUGGAGCUGCUGGAGGAGGGUCGCGGACAGGGCUUCACGGAGGGCUCCUACCAGGGUCAGCAGCUCUUCCGCUGUGAGGAUGAGUGCGGCGUCUUCGUCGCUCUCGACAAACUGGAGCUGUGGGAGGACGACGACCUUGAGGUCGAUCACGUGACACUGGAUUCUAACGAGCACGAUAACGAGGGCGAUUUCCCGCCGUUGGAGAUUAACUCUCGCGUUCUGGUGCAAACCACUGAGGGUAUUGAACACGGAACCAUCAUCUUUUGCGAUUUGUUGCCUGGCAACGAGAGCCUAGGGUACUUUGUGGGAGUUGAUAUGGACAAACCUAUUGGAGACUGGGAUGGUGUUUUUGAUGGCAAGCUGCUGUGUAAUUUCGCCAGCCUCGAACACACUCGUCUUGUUCCCAUCUGUGACGUAAUGCCAGGGCUGAGCAAGUUCUCCAUGCAGGACCAGAGGCUCCCCAAACACAGCUUCGCUUCCAGAGGUGGUGGCAGUGACAAGCAGUCCUCCAGCCAGACUAAACCAAAGAGCAAAGGGUUAGGCAUGCAGAGUGGAGGUAGAAGCAAAUCAGAGUUUUAUUACACUUUAAACGGCAGUUCUGUCCAUCACCCUGCCCAAUCCAAAUCCAAAAGCACAUGGUACAUUGAUGAAGUUGGGGAGGAUCCUGCCAAGUCCUUGACGGACACGCCCCCUGACUUCAACCAACCUUCCCCUCCCUCCAGAGCUCCGCCCGCUGCCUCCCUGUCCAAUGACAACAAAUUCCACUCACUACCCUUUAGCCUGAGCCGCAAAACGGGGUCCAACGGGAGCAUGAGCUAUGGUCCGCUCUCCCUGUCUGCCCAAUCAGUGAUGGGGGAACAGCAGGAGGCCACACCUCCACCCCCACCCCCAGCUGCAACGGCCCCCUCCCCAAGGCCAGCGUCUCCCCAGCGAGGAGGGCAGCCCGGACUAGAAGUUGGCUCUCUGGUUGAGGUGAAAGAGAACCCUCCCCUGUGUGGGGUCAUUCGCUGGGUGGGCGUGCCCCCCGGACUACAAGAACCCCUCGCUGGGUUAGAACUGGAGGAGGAGUGUGUGGGGUGCACAGACGGCACGUUUAAAGGCACACGUUACUUCACAUGCCCUCCUAAGAAAGCUCUGUUCGUCAAACUGAAGUGCUGCAGACCCGACUCGCGCUUCCCCUCUCUGCCCCAUUCGCCAAAUCCUAUAGAGCGCUGCAACUCCAUCGCCUUUGGGGGCUACCUGAGUGAAGUGGUGUAUGAAAACACCCCUCCGCGUACAGAGAACGAUGGAUUGGAAGUGAUGGUGGGAAAGAAGAAAGGCAUUCAGGGUCAUUAUAACUCCUGUUACCUGGACUCCACGCUCUUCUGCCUGUUUGCAUUCAGCUCAGUACUGGACACAGUGCUUUUGCGGCCGAGAGCUAAAACCGACGUGGAGUACUAUAGAGAAACACAGGAGCUGCUACGAACGGAGAUAGUCAACCCACUGCGCAUACACGGUUAUGUGUGUGCCACGAAAAUUAUGAAACUCAGGAGAAUUCUGGAGAAGGUGGAGGCAGCGUCUGGCUUUACCUCUGAGGAGAAAGAUCCUGAAGAGUUCCUGAACAUUCUCUUUCACCACAUCCUACGAGUGGAUCCCUUACUCAAGCUGAGGUCCGCAGGGCAGAAGGUUCAGGACUCGUACUUCUAUCAGAUCUUCAUGGAUAAGAAUGACAAAGUACUUGUGCCCACAAGUCAGCAGCUACUGGAGUGGUCUUUCAUCAACAGUGACCUCAAGUUUGCAGAGGCUCCAUCCUGCCUUAUAAUUCAGAUGCCACGCUUUGGGAAAGAGUUCAAGAUGUUUAACAAGAUCUUCCCCUCUCUGGAGUUGGACAUCACAGAUCUGCUUGAAGACACUCCCAGGGAGUGUCGUAUUUGUGGAGGUUUAGCUCUGUAUGAGUGUAAGGAGUGUUAUGAAGAUGGUGACAUCACCCCGGGCAAGAUUAAACAGUUCUGUGAAAAGUGUAACACACAGGUUCACCUCCACCCUCGGCGGAAGGCCCAUCGCCACGGUAAGCUGUCGGUUCCUAAGGAGCUGCAGGAGGGGCUGUGUCGUCAGGGCUCGUUUCCACGGCAGCGGAUGGAGUUGUUUGCGGUGUUGUGUAUAGAGACUAGUCACUACGUGGCCUUUGUUAAGUAUGGAUCAGCUGACUCUGCGUGGCUGUUCUUCGACAGCAUGGCAGACCGCGACGGAGGCCAGAAUGGCUUUAACAUCCCCCAGGUAUCUCCGUGUCCUGAGGUGGGAGCGUACCUGAAGAUGAGCCCUGAGGAGCUACAUGCCCUGGACCCCAAAAACAUCCAGGGUUUUGCCCGCCGUCUGCUCUGCGACGCAUACAUGUGCAUGUACCAGAGCCCUACCAUGAGCCUGUACAAAUAAAAGCCCUGACAGCUAGAGCCAGGGAGAGGGCUACCUCGACCUGACUGUUCAUGUGAAAAAAAAAACAAGCAAAAAAAAAAAAAACAACAAAAUUCACCCCCUAUCCUCAUGGCCUAGCUCUCUGAGAGAGAGGGAGAAAGAGAAGGGUGGGGGGAGGGAGAAAGAGAGAGAGAGUUAGAAGUGAAGAAGGAAAAAAAAAAGCUUAUUUGCACUGUGCUUAAUUUGAAGUGUUGUUUUUAUUUUCUUUGUGUUGUCGUCCAUCGGUGAACACAAACCCUGAACGCUUGGACAGCAGUCAUUGCUGUGGGGACAAGAGCAGAGCUUGGAAAGAAAUGAUGAAUAUUCAUUCUGAACUGUGAGAGACAGCCAAGACACACACACUCACACACACACACACACACACACACACACACACAACGACACACACGCAUCUCUUUGGUGGCUAGAUCUCUUAAGCUCAAACAAAGCUCUCCUGUAGUGUGAAAGAUGGUUCACUCGUUUACCUACUAAACAGAGUGGGUUAGGAUUCUGUCCUCACGGACACUCAAGAGGUCUCCUCUGCGUAUGAUACCACAUAGGAAAGGCAAUGCUCCAACACCAACAGAACAAUGAACCUUUACAUACCUGUUAUCUCCUCUGUAGGACUAAUGAAUGCCAACCUGUCCGCUGUACUUCAAAACUCCCCGUUUCCAGAAGUUUACAUAUGUGUGGUUACUGGUUUCACCUCCGUAUUUUUGCUGUGAAUUUCUUUGUUGUUUGUUUUCCUAUGGGUGAUACCGCUCUUGCUUCUUACAGCAAAUCAUUGAGCUGGAAGAGUUUUUGUCUGAGUGUUACGGGAUAUCUCUGCACUGGUGAAAAAAAAAAAAAAAAAGAACUG
Messenger RNA from Chanos chanos (milkfish), 4228 nucleotides. RefSeq names its product cylindromatosis (turban tumor syndrome) (gene cyld). The transcript is spliced from 18 exons. Gene Ontology annotation, molecular function: cysteine-type deubiquitinase activity. Gene Ontology annotation, biological process: protein deubiquitination. Lineage: Eukaryota; Metazoa; Chordata; Actinopteri; Gonorynchiformes; Chanidae. The record is from RefSeq and is a predicted model, not a curated record. The coding region runs from base 460 to 3351 and encodes 963 amino acids.